AGCGAAGCAGAGGAGGAGAGAGCAUGAGCGUACGCCACACACUCACUCACUCGUGAGCGCUCUCUCUCACACACACACACACACGCGUGCCUCUCGUAAUCUCACAGAGGAACUGAAAGAGAGAGAAAGAAAGAAGAAGAGAGAGGAGAUGAGGAUGCUGCUGCUGCUGCUGAUGAUGAUAAUGAUGAUGCCCCGGGUCUCGACCUAAUCUUGUGCGAUUGUUAUUUUUAUGGGAACAAAGUGGAGCUGAAUGCACGGCUCGCGGGGCAACGCUGCAGCAAAAUGAGGACGGCGACGCGCCAUGGAGCAGCCGUGUUUCUGGCCAUCACCAUGUGCACCAGCUUAUUCUUCAUAUACAACGUCAACAGCAACAACAACAACCAUGACAGCAGCACUGGACGUUCUCCUUCUGCAUCCACCCAGAAACCUAACAAAGCUCCUCCACCUCUGCAGGGCUACAUCAGCAUUAUUGACCACAGCCCCCUGAAAAUGCACUGCGGAAGCUGCUCACUGGUCACCAGCUCCGGGCACCUGACAGCUGGAGGGCAGGGCGAGGAGAUCGACAGGGCCGACUGCGUGAUCCGAAUGAACGAUGCGCCGAGCGGCCGCGGGUUCGGCCCAGACGUCGGCCGACGCACCACCAUGAGGGUGAUCGCACAUUCUAGCAUGCAGCGUGUCUUACGCAGCCGCCACGAGCUGCUCAACUCCAGCCAUGACACCGUGUUCAUCUUCUGGGGCCCGAGCAAUUACAUGCGGCGCGAUGGGAAGGGCUUGAUCUACAACAACCUGCGCCUCAUGAACCAGGUGCUCCCCAAACUCAAGGUCUACAUCAUCUCCUGGCAGAAGAUGCUGCAGUUCGACGACCUCUUUAAGAAAGAGACGGGCAAAGACAGGAGGACGUCUAACUCCUGGUUGAGUACGGGCUGGUUCACGAUGACGAUAGCCCUAGAGCUGUGCGACCGAAUUAACGUUUACGGCAUGGUGCCUCCCGAUUUCUGCAAGGAAGCCCAGCGCCCGUCCGUCCCAUACCAUUAUUACGAGCCGCUGGGGCCAGACGAGUGCGCCAUGUACAUCUCCCAUGAGCGCGGACGCCGGGGCAGCCAUCACCGCUUCAUCACCGAGAAACGCGUCUUUGCUAACUGGGCGAGGACAUUCGACAUCCAUUUCUACCAGCCCGAAUGGAGUCCACCACCUUUACCCAAAAACAGCACAGGGACCACAGGGUUGCCUCAGUCACGAAGGACGUGACUCCGGAACUGUCCUGUCCGCAGGCUAAUAUGUUCGAAGAGCCGGCUUGCUUGCUUUUUUUUUUUUUUGCAGACUGAAUAAACAGGGACCUCAACAAACAUCAAGUCGUUCUUUGUUCUACAGAUGGAGGGACAUUUCCAAUCAGUUUGCAUUCAUGGUACUUUUUGGAUACCUGUGUUUAAGUUUUACGGGGUUUUUUUUUUGUUUAAAACCCCUUAAUCUAGAUGCAUGUGUAGAGAAGCUGAUGAUAAACCUAACCACAAUUAGUCUUAAGGUUAGAAAUCAGUCCUGGAUGAAUCUUUCUAGAUUUAUCUACAGUACAGUACAAAGUACAAUACACUGUUAUCUUCAAGAGGCAUGAAAAGGACAUUUAUCUAUAAAUGGAUGAUUUUAGCUUUUUUUUGAGCUGUACAGAAAAAAUGAUUGCCGUUUAUUUUUUAAAGGGUUUUAAAUAUGAUUUAUUAUUAAUCUGACCAUCGUAUGUUUUUUUUAUGGAGGUUCCUUUUUCCUUUGCUUUGCCGAAUUCUCAGGAUCUGUUGUGUUUUCUAAAAUCAACUGUAUUGUAUAUAGUAGAUCAGACAAGGUACAUAAAUAUAUGUAAGCUAUUUAAAAACAUUUCCAUUAAACGGUACAAAAAAAUAUAUUUUAGGCCCAUAGUCACCUUAUGGCUUUGGUGUUUGAUGGUUUUUUCGUUUUUUAAGUGACUGAAUGGCUUAUGAGGAAAUAAUGUCGCCUUUGUACUACUAUCGUAGAAUAUAUUUGCUGUAUAAUAUGCAGAUUUGCUAGAAUUGGAACGAUUUCUUCCACUGUGGUUGUCUAACUAAAGAAAACUUUCUAGA
Silurus meridionalis is the source of this 2087-nucleotide messenger RNA. It is a transcript of the gene st6galnac5a, whose product is annotated as ST6 (alpha-N-acetyl-neuraminyl-2,3-beta-galactosyl-1,3)-N-acetylgalactosaminide alpha-2,6-sialyltransferase 5a. Bases 283 to 1248 code for a protein of 321 amino acids. Gene Ontology annotation, molecular function: alpha-N-acetylgalactosaminide alpha-2,6-sialyltransferase activity. NCBI's taxonomy places the organism in Eukaryota, Metazoa, Chordata, Actinopteri, Siluriformes, Siluridae. Gene Ontology annotation, biological process: ganglioside biosynthetic process; oligosaccharide metabolic process. The record is from RefSeq and is a predicted model, not a curated record. The transcript is spliced from 5 exons.